Danaus chrysippus (African queen) is the source of this 1500-nucleotide messenger RNA. NCBI's taxonomy places the organism in Eukaryota, Metazoa, Arthropoda, Insecta, Lepidoptera, Nymphalidae. The record is from the annotation of a GenBank genome assembly.
AUGGAGAAAACUCCAGCAUUUACAAUCGAAAAUUUCAUUGAAUCUUGGAAUGGGGCGUUUCCGAAUCAUCCUCUAACGGCGGCUGACUUAAAAAAGCCCCUGGAAGUAAUGAAGGCACUGCUUGCAAUAUUUGAUCGCCUCGAUAUUGACAGGGAAGCUAUAUUGAAGCCCCCACCAGAAGAGAAUCGUACCGAGAGCCUCAUGUACUACUGGGACUUGCUGCCAGUCAUUAAUAUGACACGCGUCAUCAACCGCUUUGUGUCAGAAAUGCCGCAAGUCGGAGCCACUAUCAGCAUCAUACAUUUACUACAGCCGACAGUCACCACAUCUCAUUCAAUACUGCUUCUUUUGGUCAAUCUGAUGCUAUUCAAUGAGGAUCGGCUACGAGAUAUAGCACCGUACGAAGAGGAGCUAUUUGCUAAGACUAAUCAGGUUAAACUGUUAGAAGAUAAAAGGGACAAACUGAUUAUUCUUCUGAAUGAGCAGGCUGAAGAAAAAGGAAAGAGAUCAGAACGUCUUGAGAAGUUGGAUCAAGACAUAAAAAUAUAUGAAGAAGAACUCAAACAGGAAAACGAAGCGUUAGUAGAGGACAAACUGGAAUUAGAGACAGCUGAAAAUGAGCAUCGACGUACACAGACAAUUCUAGAACAGAAGAAGACUCACAGGGAUACUUUACUCGCAGAAGUAGAAAAGAAGAAAGCAUUAAGAGUUUACGACGCAGAAGAUAUAAAGGCUCAAGCUGAACAAGCCGCUAGGAAUGUUCAAGAUGCUGAGAAGAAACUCAACGAUUUGAAGACUACGUUGAUGCAGAAGGAAAACAGCUUAAAGAACUUACAAACCAUAAAACCGAAUCUAGACACGGCUAAUAAUUUGCUGUAUGAAAUGUCCAAGCUCAUGGAGAGUGUACGGGAAUAUGAGACUGGUGACCUUGAAGCGGAUAGCAAGGACGGAGAGUUGGAAGUUCUAAACACGGAGCUAUCGGAGCUGGAAGUACAGCUGCAGGAGUUGAAGACAGCGAGAGAGGAAGAGGGACAGAAAAUGAGAGAGAAUAAUAUGAAGAGGCAGAGAGAAAGAGAAAUACUUAUAAGUAAUCUCCAUGAGGCAGAGGAACGAGAUAGGAAGUAUCAGGAGCAAUCAAUAAGGGAUACACAGAGAAUAGAAGAAUUAAAGAAGGCUAUACAAAAAUAUGAACAAGAAAAGACGGACUGUUUGGCACAGAUAGACAAAAUAAAGGAUGACUUUACUAAUGGGCUGCCAUCAUGCUCUGGUUUAGAGAGCAGCGGGCCUUCGCAGUUGAGAGCUUCUUUUCUAACGGUCGCUCACUUAUUACUACGCAACGUGCCUUCCGCGCUCGCUUUGAAAUUCCUCCUCACAGACUCGUUCCUGGCCGUAAUUCGAUUCUGUCGUGGUUUAACUCAUUUUGGGAGUGUGGAAGUGUCGCCAAACCCAGAAAUGUACUUCAACGGACCAUCAGAACUCCGGAAAAUAUCAAAAGAGUGA